AGCUUCCUGUGAGUCUUCUGCUACAUAUGUAAAAGCUUGCGUGGUGUGUACUUUUGAAUGUAGAAAAUGGCGGCAAUUGAUAGAGAUGACUGUCUAGUCUCUCACUCUACAACUUCCUGAUAGCUCUCUCUUCAUAAUUAAUCCUAGGGUUUUUAAUAAACCCUCAUAUAUUUACAUGUAUAUGAAUGUAUAUCUUUAAGAAUUAGGGUUUGUUUGCGAUUGAUUUUGGCACUGUUUUGGAUUUUGUUGGAUAAUUGAAUGCUCUGGAAUGACGAUGGAUGCGACUUCAUCUGUGUGUAAUUUGGCGAUUUUGGAAUCGCUGGAUGAAAAUUUGAUUGGAGAAAUUCUGGAGAGCUGGAAUGGAUUCUGCUUCACGACUGAAUCGCUUCUGAAAGGCAAUGGCGAUCUGUCGUUUGGGUCGGAGUUUGAGUCUCAUGCCCAGACUCUCUGCAAGCACGGGCUCGAGUCUCUGGUCCAAGAACACUUCCUUCGCUCGCUUGAGAACACUUUUGAGAAAAAUGGAGCAUCAAAGUUCUGGCGGCAUUUUGAUCCUUACAGCAACGUUGCAGUUCUUGAUAUUGAUAAGGACCCUAUUGACGAAGUGGAGGUCCAGCAUGUGUUAUGCAAAGCUUUGGAAGAGUUAUCAUUGGAAAAAGAAUAUCAGGAGAAAUACCUAUUAAUGUUGGUUCAUGCUUUACAGUCAUUUAAAGAUAAAGAAUCAGAGGGAAGACAAAGUUCAGAAGCAGAAAGAGUCCGGCUUUUUUCCAAAUAUCAACUAAUAAUGGCUUCAGUUCUCAUGGCCACUCUUCCCCGGCAUUUUCCUGAUGUACUCCACUGGUAUUUUAAGGGAAAGUUGGAGGAGUUAAGUUCAAUUAUGUCUAGAGUGUGUGAGGAUGAUAAUGAAUCACAAGAUAAAGAUGACAUGGAUCUAGAUGAAAGGAGUAAACUCCCCUGCAGAACUGGUGACAUGGAUAUUGAUGGAUGCCAUCACCAAAGAAGGUUUUUGGAAAAUCACAAAUUAGUGAAGAACAUUGGAAUGGUUGUUCGUGAUCUUAGAAGUCUUGGAUUUACAUCUAUGGCUGAAGAUGCAUAUGCUUCUGCUAUAUUUAUGCUUUUGAAGGCUAAAGUCCAUGAUCUGGCUGGCGAUGAUUUCAGGAGUUCUGUUUUGGAGUCCAUUAAAGGGUGGAUACAGGCUGUGCCUCUCCAGUUCUUAUAUGCACUCCUGGCUUAUCUUGGUGAUUCUGUGAAUUAUGAUAGCCCGUUGUCUGGUUUGAGAUCGCCUUUGGCAUCAUACCCAUCUUCUUGCUACCCUGGGAUGGGAGUUCCUUCUGAAGGACUUGUUCGAUGGCAGUUGCGGUUAGAGUAUUUUGCUUAUGAGACCUUGCAAGAUUUAAGAAUAGCCAAACUUUUUGAGAUUGUUGUGGACUAUCCGGACAGUUCUCCUGCUAUUGAAGACUUGAAACAAUGUCUUGAAUACACCGGACAACAUUCAAAGUUGGUGGAUUCAUUUAUCUCUGCUCUGCGAUAUCGUUUGCUUACAGCCGGUGCCUCAACCUAUGAUAUAUUGCACCAAUACAUUUCAACUAUCAAAGCACUUCGAACGAUAGAUCCAGCUGGUAUAUUCCUUGAAGCGGUUGGUGAACCAAUUAGGGAAUACCUUAAGGGGAGGAAAGAUACCAUUAAGUGCAUUGUGACCAUGCUUACUGACGGGACUAGUGGGGAUCCCAAUGGAGCAGGAAGCACCGGGGAUAGCCUUCUUGAAGAAUUGAACAGGGAGGAAGAAAAUCAAGAGAACACUGAUGAUGAUGAUAUCAACACCGAUGACAAGCAAGCAUGGAUAAAUGCGCAACGCUGGGAGCCUGAUCCUGCAGAGGCUGACCCCUUGAAGGGUAGCAGGCAUAGGAGGAAGGUUGACAUACUUGGUAUGAUCGUUGGCAUAAUUGGUUCCAAGGAUCAGCUGGUUAAUGAAUAUCGAGUUAUGCUAGCUGAAAAGCUUCUGAACAAAUCUGAUUAUGACAUUGACUCCGAAAUACGUACUUUGGAACUCCUCAAGAUACAUUUUGGAGAGAGCAGCAUGCAGAGGUGUGAAAUUAUGCUCAAUGAUUUGAUUGAUUCCAAAAGGACGAACACAAAUAUAAAAGCAACCAUAAAUCAGCCAUCUCAAUCAGGUGCUGAGUUAAGGGAUCAGGGGGUAUCCCUGGAUAUUCUUAAUGCUACAAUCAUUUCUUCAAAUUUCUGGCCGCCUAUCCAGGAUGAGGCCCUUAACAUACCUGGGCCCAUGGAACAGCUUCUUAGUGAUUAUGGUAAAAGGUUUACUGAAAUCAAGACUCCUCGUAAGCUACUAUGGAAGAAAAGUCUUGGUACAGUCAAGUUGGAGUUGCAAUUUGAAGAUAGAGCACUGCAGUUCACAGUCACUCCUAUACAUGCAUCAAUCAUUAUGCAAUUUCAAGAUCAACCAAGUUGGACCUCUAAGAAUCUUGCUGCUGCUAUUGGGAUACCAGUAGAUGUACUCAAUAGAAGAAUAAUUUUUUGGAUUAGCAAGGGAAUUCUUGCAGACUCACUGGGAGUUGACACCAAUGACCACACAUAUACCAUGGUGGAUGCAAUGGUUGACGCUGGUAAAACUGGUGUCAACAGUGGGAGUUGCGAGGAGCUUCUGGUGGGUGAUGAGGAUGGAGAGAGAUCAGUGGCCUCUGUUGAGGAUCAACUACGUAAAGAAAUGACUGUUUACGAGAAAUUUAUUACGGGGAUGCUUACCAAUUUCGGUAGCACGGCAUUGGACCGGAUUCAUAACACUCUCAAGAUGUUUUGUGUGGCUGAUCCUCCUUAUGACAAAUCACUUCAACAGCUGCAAAGCUUCUUAUCCGGUCUAGUUGCAGAAGAGAAGUUAGAACUCAGGGAUGGAAUGUACAUUCUGAAGAAGUCCUAACAGAUGGAACUGCAGUUUCCUUCCAUUUGAGCAAACCUACCGACUAUAAUCAAGAUAUGGAUCGUGUGAGAUUCCAGUUCCAGCUUUUGGUAUGUUGCAUGAGAACAGAUUGACCAAUCCACGCUAAAAGUUGAGGCAAGCAUCAUCCCAAAUUUUGUACUCGAAAAGUAACUUUCUGUAGGUACAACAUCUUUGUACAAAGUUCGAGUUACAACUUGAUGCGAAGUAUAUAUGGGAUGUGUUCGUUGGACUAAAUGAUGAAGGAUUUCUGGGAACAAUGUUAAGAACACUGCAUACACCUAUGGUGUAGUAAAGAUCUUCUUGGUGCAAAAAUGCCCCAUUGCCCAGUUCUCCUACACGGGGCAAGGCUGGGAGCUGCGAGAGCAGCUUGGACGAGCCAUUUGCCGAUCCAGGCAAGGUUUCUUCUGUUUUUCUAGUUAUUUUGGGGCAUUGUGUGACAUCAAUGGGCAUCUUUAUGUAAUCCAUGAAAAUCAUGGACAGAUUCAUCCUUGUUAGAGAUGUAGAAUUGUGCUUUGACUAUAAAGUUGAUGCAGGUGGGGUGAAAGUUUAUAAUAAUAUUUAGG
Ilex paraguariensis (yerba mate) is the source of this 3513-nucleotide messenger RNA. NCBI's taxonomy places the organism in Eukaryota, Viridiplantae, Streptophyta, Magnoliopsida, Aquifoliales, Aquifoliaceae. The record is from the annotation of a GenBank genome assembly.